AUGAGUACCACUACAGUAUGCCUCAAUCCGCUCCCCAAGUCUAGUGUGUGUCAAGUGGACCUUGGCACAGAGCUAAGUGGACUUGAUAUUGAAAAACUGAGUGAUGACGACUUUGCCAUCCUUCGCAAGGCCCUAUAUGAGAACCAAGUUGUUGUGAUUAAGAACCAAAAGAGCCUUUCCCCCCGCGCCCAAUAUGAACUCACUCGACGCUUUGAUCCUUCUGCUGCUGUCUACAGUCAUGGCAAAUCCAUCGACAAGCGUAGUGUCCUCCACGCCGACUUGACUACAAUCCCUCAUCAGCCGCAAGUUCAAGUCAUUGGAAGUGGCUCUGUCGACGAAUACGAAGGACUGGGCAAGCUCAAAUUGAAGCAUCCUCAUCACAAAGCCUUCCACAAAACCCCAAUCUCGCCCGACGAUGAUGCUGAAUUCACCCAUUUCUAUCGCUGGCACAUUGAUUCCGCGAUGUACAAUCUCGAUCCGCCCCUCGUCACCUCGUUGCUAGCCGUGCAAGUGCCCCAAGGGCGCCGUCAGACCCUUCGUUACGAUGACGAAACCAACGCCGAGCUCAACGUUCCCCUAGGAACAACCGCCUUUUUCAGUGGUUACCACCUCUACGAGAUGCUCACCGAAGAAGAAAAACACUUCGUUCUCACCAGCAAAGUCGAGUACCCACCACACCCAUAUAUCUGGAUGAGCAAGGCCAAAUCCCGCUCCAACGGAUUGGGAAUCGUAUUCGAAGGCCUCGAGCUCGCCAUGGACGAGUUACCUCCCUUUGAUGAAUCGAAGAUCAAAAUAUACCCGAUGGCGUGGAAAAAUCCCGUCACGGGGAAACUGGCGAUGAUGGUCUAUCCGACUUGCGUACGGAAACUCCAUCUCGAAAAUGGGGAGGUACUUGAUGACCUUGUUGAGAUUCGGCAGCGCUUGUACUCGCUGCAGAGAAGGGCAAUUGAUCCCCAAUAUGUCUAUCCUCACGACUGGGACGAGGGUGAUUUGGUGCUGUUCAAUAAUCAUGGGGUGAUGCAUUCUAUUGUUGGGUCGUUCACGGAGGAUGAGGUGCGUGUCUUCAGGCAGUGUAAUAUGGCUGCUAGUCGGCCUCCUGUGGGUCCCGAGGACUCUCUACCUGCUCCGUGA
Messenger RNA from Penicillium maclennaniae, 1131 nucleotides. RefSeq names its product TauD/TfdA dioxygenase family protein. The transcript has 2 exons. The record is from RefSeq and is a predicted model, not a curated record. NCBI's taxonomy places the organism in Eukaryota, Fungi, Ascomycota, Eurotiomycetes, Eurotiales, Aspergillaceae. Bases 1 to 1131 code for a protein of 376 amino acids. Gene Ontology annotation, molecular function: oxidoreductase activity.